Ahaetulla prasina is the source of this 2415-nucleotide messenger RNA. It is a transcript of the gene ENDOG, whose product is annotated as endonuclease G. The transcript is spliced from 3 exons. Gene Ontology annotation, cellular component: mitochondrial inner membrane; nucleus. Gene Ontology annotation, molecular function: single-stranded DNA endonuclease activity; nucleic acid binding; RNA endonuclease activity. The coding region runs from base 630 to 1523 and encodes 297 amino acids. NCBI's taxonomy places the organism in Eukaryota, Metazoa, Chordata, Lepidosauria, Squamata, Colubridae. The record is from RefSeq and is a predicted model, not a curated record. Gene Ontology annotation, biological process: apoptotic DNA fragmentation.
GAGGCGGUUGCAAUCAAAGGUGGUUUUAGCCUUAAACCCCGUUUCUUAAAUCCCUGGAGGAGGUUUAAAUAUCUUCAGGGACAGGCAGAGGGCGCGAAAGUGCAAAGAAGAGGAGCGUCUCUUAAAACGGAAACGCCCGAUGGCUGGCAAAUCUUAAGAUCCCAUUCUCGGGGCUUGAGUUGGGAGGAAAAAGCGGCCACUUUCUACUAAGCUUGCUUCCCAUCACAACAGCCUCGUGAGGUAGGCUGGGUGGAAAGAACAAGGGAAAUUGGGGGAGUGGGGAAGGGAGUUUUUCAGCUGGAUCUUCCCAAUUUUGCCACGUUGGUGGUGUACAAAGGUGUGAUUUUGCGACUUUCAGCCCCUUCGGGCGUCCGCGGCGCAAAGAGAGGCAGCGCUCCCGCUCCCCAAAGGGGCCAAAGGGCGAACGUCCCGUACUGUACGCCCAACUAGCCCUUGGCCCCACCCGCUCAGCGCCGUUGCCCCUUUAAGAAGCGGCCGGAAGAGGCUUCCUUGUAUCGCUUUCUCGUCUCUUUCUUCUGCCCAACGUUCCAUUCCUUUGAUCUUCUGCCCAACGUUCCAUUCCUUUGAUCCCGGCGCCUUCCAUUCCCGAGGCGGCUCCGCGGACGGGGAUGCGGCGCUGGUGGGGCAACCUGGCGCCCGCCGCGGCCUCGCUGGCCGUCGGGCUGGGCUUGGGCGCCGCCUGGGCCGGGGGGCCGAGCCGGGAAGGGGCGUCCGCGGAGGGGCUGCUGGCUCGGCUGCCCGUCGUGCCGGUGGCGGCGGCGGCGUCCUCCUCCUCCUUGGAGGUGGGCCGGGGCGGCAGCGGCGAGCUGGCCAAGUACGGCUUGCCGGGGCUGUCGCAGCUGCGGAGCCGCGACUCCUACGUGCUGUGCUACGACCCGCGAGCCCGGAGCGCCCUCUGGGUGGUGGAGCGGCUGGACGCGGCGGCCCUUCGCGGCUCCUCCGAGCGGGCCGCCUGCGACUUCCGCGAGGACGACUCCAUCCACCCGUAUCACCGCGCCAGCAACGCGGAUUACCGGGGCAGCGGCUUCGACCGAGGCCACCUGGCGGCCGCCGCCAACCACAAGUGGAGCCAGAAAGCCAUGGGGGACACCUUCUACCUGAGCAACAUCGCCCCCCAGAAUCCUCAUUUAAAUCAAAACGCCUGGAAUAACUUGGAAAAAUAUUCUCGGAGUUUAACGAAGACUCAUCAGAAUGUUUAUGUCUGCACCGGACCGCUUUUCCUACCCAGGAUGGAACCAGAUGGGAAGAUGUACGUGAAGUACCAAGUCAUCGGCCAGAACCACGUGGCCGUCCCCACCCACUUCUUCAAGGUGCUGAUCUUAGAAAAACCCCGGGGGGAAGUGGAGCUCCAGUCCUACGUCAUGCCCAACGCACCCGUAGAUGAGAACAUCCCCCUGGAACGCUUCCUGGUGCCCAUCGAGAGCAUCGAGCGGUCCUCGGGCCUCCUCUUUGUCCCCAACAUCAUGAAAAAAACCACCAGGUUGAAAGCAAUCACGGCCUGAUGACCACUGUCAAAAACCCCUCCCGUGAGUGGCCUCUGAAUAGAAGCAGUCCUCGCCUUGCGACCACAGUUGAACCCGAAAAAUCUCUUGUUGCUAAGCAAGACAGUUGUUGUUCAAGGCGUUUGGCCCCCUUUCCGGCUUUUCCUGCCCUGGUUUUUUUAAGUGAAUCGUUGCAAUUGUUAAGUCCCAUGAUGGCGAACCUAUGGCUCGCAGCGCCUUCGUUGUGGGCACACGCGCUACCGCCAGCUGCUCUCCUGGUUUCUGGUGCGCUGGGCAGCUGGUCGUCACAGGUGCCAGAGUGCUGGAAAGCGGCCUGAAAAACAGAUCAUUUUCAGACCUUUUUUCGGGCCGUUUUUAGGCCAUAUUGGGCCUGAAAACAGGCCGGAAAAUGGCCAAAAAUGACCACAUAACAGGCAUUCGCACGCCGGCCAGCUGGUCUGGGUUUCCGGUGCUCGCACAUGUUCCGAAAAGGUUUUGCCAUCACUGGUUAAAUCGGUCACAAGGUUGUCAACCUGGUUUCCCCGUGGAUUUUGCUUGUCAGAAGAUCGCAAGAGGGGAUCACAUAACUUUGCGACCGUCGUAAAUGUGAGUCAAUUGCCCAAGCCUCUGACAUUUUGAUCACGUGACCAUGGGGGGGGAUGCUGCAACGGUCGUUAAGUGCGAAAAACGGUCAUUGGGGAAGAGCGUUUUAGUUUCUUUUAGAAAGGCUAAGAAAUAUUUUUUUUUUUAGGAUUUCUCCAGUUCCAGGGAAAUUUUUUUUUUUGAGGGGAGGGGGGCCAUCAGCAAGGUAGACGGGGUGCUCGCCUCAUCUCAGGGAAAACGAUGCUCCUCUUUGCCCAAACUCAGGUUGAGGGAGGCAUUUUGGGGCACGGUGAAAUAAUGGGGAUACCGC